GCCCGCGCCGGUCGCGUUGGUUUGAAAGCCAGCGCGGGCGUAGCGCUCCGCUGUGACGGCGGAGGAAGCUGCGAGCGAGCAGAUCCUGAAACGCUGCUGUGUCCGGGGCGGGGAUGCUUUGUCGCGUAUCCCGUCCGGUGACGGGCCCGAGCGUUUGGUGGGGAGUUGUGGAAGUGUGCGUUUUUAUUUCUUUUUGGACCUUCGUGGGUAGUUGAAAUUUCUUGCCAGUCGUUUAACGUUCUAUUCGGAGUGAUGUAUUUCUUUUGGCGGAUACGAACGGUUACUGAAGAAAUGUUUCUUUAUAGAUAGAUAUUGUUUUGUUCUCCCAAGACCUUGGCGGUGAAAGGGUUGUCUAAAGUUACAUCUCAGCAUUUACAAUUUUGAAAGUAGAUAUUCUCCACUGUUCUUUCCUGUUCAUAAUACCUCAUUUGAUGCCUUUAAACAUUUAUGGAGCACCUGCCAUCUGUAGUGCAUGACGUUGUUUCUAAGAGAAAUGAACAGAAAUAAAGCAUUCUGAGGAAGCCAUGGCAAAAUUAAAUACAAAACACAGAGUUUGUUCUCAGGAAUCUUCAGUAUCAUCUCUGCUGGCCAGCUGCAGCCUGAGUCGUAGUAAUUCCUCUGACCCUGAUGGCUCUUUUCAGUAUAAGGAUAAACUGUACAGUUCUGCAUCUCAGGCUCUACAGGCCUAUAUAGAAGAUUUUGAUCUAAGCCAAAUGUAUCCUGGUGCAAGCACUGGAAAGAUUAACAUUGAAAAAUGUUAUACUAAUAUGCCAGAAUUCACCAAGUAUAAUUAUAAACCAAACAAUGCUUUUGAAAAUUUUGAUCACCAAAAAAGCUCCUUGUCCUUACCUUAUAGAAGACAGACUAUUAAUGACAUAGACUCCAUUAGCCUAACAACUGAUGAUCUCUUAAAACUUCCGGCAGAUGGAUCAUUUUCUUUUGCUUAUAUUGGACCAGGUCACCGAAUUGGCAAGAAGAACAAGAAAUGCAUUGGAAAGCUGAGUUCAUCGGACACUGAAAAGAGACACAAUUUUCAAGAACCCUCUGCCAUGGGCAGGAAUAACUUAGUUACUCCUGUUGUAUACACAAAUAUAAAUGGAAAGCAAUGUGGUAGGCUAAAAAACCCAAAACUUGUGAAUAAGACUAAUAAAUGCAUUUCUGAACCACCUUUAUCUUUUCCCAAGAAAUCAUCUUUUAAACACAGUUCAGAGAACAGUCUUGAAAAGAAUUAUCCAAGAUGGCUCACUGGCCAGAAAUCUGAUCUUAAUGUUUCAGGAAUAACUAGUAUACCUGAUUUCAAAUACCCAGUCUGGCUUCACAAUCAAGACUUGCUAUCUGACACAAAUAGUCCAAGGAUUUAUAAAAUAUUUAAAGAAGAUCAGUGUUCCACUAGACAUAGUUAUCAGGCACAAAGAACUUCUCGGCUUAUGAGUAAAUUAGAUUGUUUUGAUUAUUCUUUUGAACCCUCAAACAUUUCAAAUUUUUUGAGUGGUGAUAAAGGAUUAGUUAAUGAAUAUAAAUAUGAUUCUGCACAUAGCCAGUGUCAAUGUGAGAAUCCACUUCUCCCAGGACAAUCCAAAAAGCCAUUCAGUGGUGACAAAAUUGAAUUGCUUAUCCUGAAGGCCAAGAAAAAUCUAGAGCAUUGUACUGAAGAAUUACCAAAGUCUAUGAAACAGGAUGACAGCCCUUGUUCAUUAGAUAAACUUGAAGCAGAAAGAUCAUGGGAAAAUAUUCCUGUUACUUUCAAAUCUCCUGUUCCUGUUAACUCUGGUGAUAGUCUUCAACAAGCUUCAAUGGCAAAGUGUGCGAAAGGGUACCUCGAAGACUUUUUAAAUAAUGAUAAGCAGAGCUGUACCCUUUCUGGAGGGAAACAUUAUGGCCCCGUUGAAGCCUUGAAGCAAAUGUUAUUUAAUCUUCAAGCAGUACAAGAAAGUUUUAAUCAGAAUAAAACCACAGAGCCAACAGGAGAAAUUAAGCAAGUUUCAGAAGACGAUUUCUCUAAAUUACAAUUGAGGGAAAGCAUGGUUCCUAUUACUAGGUCACUUCAAAAGGCUUUGCACCACUUAUCUCGCCUGAGAGACCUGGUUGAUGAUACCAGUGGGAAACAGUCACCGAAAAUGUGAAGAGGAAAAUAAAAGUCUAACCAAUGAAUAGUCACCGCAGAACAAAAAUGUAUUUUUUUCCUAUUGCUUAAACCGACAAAGUAAUUAUAAGCCAUAUAUUAUUCUGAUUGGUUCAAUAUUAUAUAUUUAAAAUACAAACAAACUUGAAAAUAUCCAUAGGUUUUGUGACUUAUCCUCAUUUUGUGCCAAAAUACUAGAAUGUGAACUGGAAGGACCUGCACUGUGUCUGUCCUACAGUCUGACUUUGGUCUUCAGGCCAGCAGAUGUCUAAUGUUCAAAGAUGGAUGAUUUCUGUUCUUGAAGCUCACACAGACUUAACCUUCUUCAGCAUCCUCGCUGUUUUAUCAUCUGGUUCCAGACCAUCAAAAAACUCUUCCUGGUUUCUAUCCAAAAUCUCUUAAGUGAGAUGGACUUUUUGAUACAUUUGAAUCCACUUUUAAGGAACUUAAAGAAAUAUCAUAUUUGUUACGGUGUAUCUUGUCCAUAUAAAAGUAUGUACUUUUAAGUUUCGUAAAUCAAGUAUUUAGUAUCUGUUGUAUUUGUGGAUAACAAUUUAAUAAUGGGGGUGGUUCAGGAAUAUUAUGUUGUUAAUCCAAGAGAACCUCAUUUAAUUAUGCUUUGAUUUUGAAUCUCUAACAUAAUUUUGAUAACACUCGACAGUUUACAAAAUGUUUUUGAGAGGGAUAUUUAGAAUUUAAUAUUUUGACAUUAGAUUAUUUCUCAGAUUUUAGUUUUGGGGUUAGCUCAAACUAGUAAAAACUAUGACCACUUGCUUUAUGAAGUUUUAUAACUAAAAGAAAAUGAAUAUGGGAAAUCAGAAAACACAAUUUCGAAGCUAUUUUUUGAGAGGUGAACUUUCUUUAAAGCCAUCUUUAGUCUUUAAAAUUUGUCUCUACCAGGAAGUGAACAGAGCUCUAUAAUUCUACAGUUUCUACCAAGUGAACUUCUAAUAAGCAGGAAGCAUCUUUACAAGCAAAAUUAAGAAAUUAUAAAAUGUGACUAAUGAAGCAUAUUAAAAAGUCUGAUAAAAUUAAAGAAUGUCUGUGUAUACAAAUGCUACAAAUUAACUUUACCCAAAUGGCAGCAUCUUUGCUGAGUAGUUUUAUUGUCAAAUAGGAAUUUCUAAGUACAUUGAGUCAAAAAAUUUGCUUUCUGCCCCGCUCCAAAUUUAAAGCACUAUAUAAGGCCUUUGUUACAGAAUGUAUGUGUGAACCCUGUCUUUUUUUUUUUUUUUUUUUGGACAGUGAGAGUCAUCAUACUGUUCUUUUUGCCCAGUUUGAGAGUCACCUGACAAUAAGUUUGAUUUAUUUGCUCUGUGGAGGUAUUUCUGCCCAGGACAUUCUAUUUUCUGGUUAUAGUCUUCUCCACAGUUAAUAGUUUGCAUACAAUCAGACAAGACAUUACUUUGAUAAUUAAAAUAUGGCUAGCUGUUAAAAAUGCAGAUUUUUAAGUGGAUGAACAUCAGGUGGAUCUGAGUUGAUCAUGCUACAGGCUUAGUGAAGUCCACUGUUAGACAAACUCUAAAGACAGAGAAGAUAAAGACAUCAGGUAAUAAAUUUCUAGUUAUAUAUUAUAUGAUGACCAGACAUAAUAUGUAAUAUGUGUAGAAAGCAUCUCCAAAGAGAUUAUUCCAUAUGGCUCUGAAGAGCACUGAUUUGAUUAGUGCUCUGAUUUGUAAGAACGUAUCUUCAAUACUAAAUAGGAUAAGCUUGUUCUAAAAUUUUGUUAUAACUAAUAUUUUAAGAAACUUGAUUAUUUUUACCAAAGGAGUAUUUUCCUUCUGUUAAAUAUGGAAGUUUAAUUUGUAACCUAAAAAGUAAAUAAAUUUUACAAAUGAUUAA
This is a messenger RNA of Pteropus alecto (black flying fox), 3964 nucleotides long. RefSeq names its product chromosome unknown C18orf54 homolog (gene CUNH18orf54). The record is from RefSeq and is a predicted model, not a curated record. The coding region runs from base 525 to 2123 and encodes 532 amino acids. NCBI's taxonomy places the organism in Eukaryota, Metazoa, Chordata, Mammalia, Chiroptera, Pteropodidae. The transcript has 10 exons.